Phytomonas sp. EM1 is the source of this 1088-nucleotide messenger RNA. The record is from the annotation of a GenBank genome assembly. Lineage: Eukaryota; Euglenozoa; Kinetoplastea; Trypanosomatida; Trypanosomatidae.
GAAAGGAAACACAGCACAUAGCUAUCAUAUAAGGAAAAAAACCCAUAAAGAACGCGCCGAUGAAGAUGAAGUUUUUUCUAUUUAACCUUUUGGUGGUGUUACUACUUUUACAACCCUUUUCUGCGAAAGCGGCAAAGGUUGCUAAAGAAAAGUAUGAUUCCGACGAUCUCCCUUCCUUAUCGGAUAUUCUCGCUCAAAAUUUCGAGGUUAGCGUGAUAACGCAGUCUUUUGGUGUUUUUAACGCCUCACUUCGGAUUCAAAGCUCGCCCUACUUCAAGGGGCGGCUUUACGGGGAGCUCAUUCCUCAUGGUGAUCUUCUUCUGAUGACGGAAGCGGGUGACGCGACGGGCACCAUUCCGCACUUUUCUCGCUUCCGUGAAGCGAUAGAUGAUCAGCUGAGUGUAUUAACCUCGAGUGCGGAGUUGUCUUCUCAGAUGCCGAACGAGCGACCGACGCUGCUUGUGUUCGACAUGGAAGUCCGCACGCUGCCCUCCAAGCAGCGACCAUCGAUUGAGAUCAGGGCGUUUUACCUACCAGAGGCCCCAAGCGCGCUGCAGGAAAUGCACGAAGCGAUUCAAGAAGGUACUGCACUGCCCGUGGCGAUGGCGGAGCUUUUUUUCCGCCCGACGCGUCCUGCCAUGACGAGUGUGAUGCUCAGCGACAUCCCCGUGUUCGCGCGGAUUGCCUCCGCGAUGCUCUAUCCCCCUGCCGAUUCCUCCGCCAAGACCGCUUCUAAGGGUGGUAUCACCAUUAAUUUCUUCUCGGAGCAUGAGUUCACGAUCGAUUUGCGGCUUUCAAAGAGCCUUCUAAGGGGUGGCUUGGGGGCCAAAUCGGAAUCUUCAUCCGAUUCGACGGGUGAUGCGGGCGACGAGCGUGUGUGGGUGCACGGCUACGCUCCGAUUUCCGCGCGGCUUUCACCUCGCGAGGUGCCAAGUAGGCCGUGGUGGGUAGUCCCGUCAACGAUUCUGAUCAUCCUCCUGACGUUUUUCCUCCAGAUCAUCACGGGAAUACACGAUGGCAAACAAAAGGCCGUUAAACAGGGGAAUCCGAACUCGGCCGUCACCGCAGCCGCGAAAAAGACGAAUUAG